Molecule: messenger RNA, 16960 nt
Organism: Cicer arietinum (chickpea)
Lineage: Eukaryota; Viridiplantae; Streptophyta; Magnoliopsida; Fabales; Fabaceae
Product: midasin
Biological process (GO): ribosomal large subunit export from nucleus; ribosomal large subunit assembly
Cellular component (GO): nucleus; preribosome, large subunit precursor
Molecular function (GO): ATP binding; ATP hydrolysis activity
Source: RefSeq, a predicted model, not a curated record
UUAUUAUCUGCUUCCAAUUGAUUUUGCAAGAGAGCUUAAACCCUAAACCCUGCACCGCACGUACUGGAACCGAAGACAGACCCGUUGAUUUCGAUUCUUCACUACGCUCGCAACUCAUUAAUCCAUUCUUACGUUUUUCCUCUCAACUCAUUAAUCUAUCUAUUUUUUCUUUGUUUUUUAAUCAAUAUACUACUGGUUGAAAUAAUAGAAAAUUUAUUUUGGUUAACUUUUUUUUAUAUAAACAUAUAUACAUUACUCUAUUAACAGCUGAUCUUGUUAGAAUUUUUUUUAAGUUAAAAUGUCCAUUGACGGGAGUUUUAGUGUUCAUUUGGCGCUUCGGAGAUUGCUUGAUCGUUGCCCAAAGCUUCAAUCUUUUCCUCAAAUUGAUUCAUUGACUCAGAAGGGGAACUUGGUCACGGAGGAGGAAGUGGUUAAUGUCUUAGUGGGGUUUUUUCUGCAUCCUAGUUAUACAAUUCCAUUGAUGGGAUGUUUCCGGGCAAUUGCUCGAAAUUUUGUUGAUAAAGCUGUUGCUUUACUUCGUUUAGUACCGAAUUUGAGGUCUAAUACUGUGGAUGAUGCUAUGGAAAUUGACUCUGACAUUGUCUUGGAUGAUGUUGGCAAUGUUGUAGAAUACUAUGUUGAACGGGGAAGGGGUCUUGAUCUUCAUGAACAUGCUUGUUUAGCCUUCUGUCGUGCUCUUGACAUGUGUUCUUUUCUGCUGAGUUCUGUAUUAAGCUAUUUCAAUUUUGCACCUGCUCCUUUUGAAAGAUUUUCAGGGAAACAAGUUAUGGUUGAGCCCCAUGGAUUGCGUGUUGCUCGAAUAUCGUACCGCAUCCUUCUUUUGGAACCUGAAGUUUUCUCAAAUUUUUGGGACUGGUCUUGUUUUCUAGAACUCUUAAAAGAGCCAUGCAAAUCAGACAUGAUAUGGUGCAUGGUUCAGAUAUUAAGAGUUGUGCUCAAACUAGGCUCAGGAGCCAGUGAAAGCUUGCAAAGCUUGAAUAUUGAAGAUCAGGAAGCAAAUGCAUGUUUAUUGCGUUGGGAAGAGUUUUGUGGGGACACAUCACUAGAGAAAGCUGGUUGGUUUGUUGAACCACCAGCAGACUACGUGUCUGAUUCUCCUAAUAGAAGCAUGGAAUUCAAUCAAGAGAACUGUUUAAGUUGCUUAAGAUUUAAUUCUCAUCCUGCUGGUUCACCAAAGGAUCACGAGUUGCAGCCACCUUUUAAGAGUAAACGGAUCACUGCAAGGGAUAAUAUAUCAGUCAGUUAUACAUUCAUAUUGACAUCAGCAGUGAAGAAAAGUUAUGAAAGAGUUCUAUUGGCAGUGAGUCAGAAGUGGCCUGUUCUUUUAUAUGGUCCCUCUGGUUCUGGAAAAUCCGCUCUCAUUGCUAAGCUGGCCGAGGAUAGUAAUAACCGAGUUCUAUCUAUCCAGAUGGAUGAUCAGAUCGAUGGUAGAACAUUGGUUGGGGGAUAUGUCUGUACGGAUAGGCCCGGGGAGUUUAGGUGGCAGCCUGGGUCACUUACCCAGGCUGUGCAGAAUGGUUUUUGGAUUGUUUUUGAAGAUAUUAACAAAGCCCCAUCUGAUGUACACUCCAUUUUAUUGCCUUUAUUGGAAGGAGCUGAUUCAUUUAUGACUGGACAUGGGGAGGUAAUAAAGGUGGCAGAGAGCUUUAGGAUGUUUUCAACUGUUGCUGUUUCUAAGUUUGACUCUUCUGAGAGCGCAGAUUCACUUAGUGUCCUUUGGAGAAGAAUAAUAAUUCAACCACCGGAUAAUAAAGAUUUGCAAGAGAUAGUCAAAGUGAGGUAUCCUGAUUUGGGGCUUCAUGCAGGCAAACUCAUAGAAACCUUUGAAAGAGUCAACACUAUUUCCAUGUUUCAAAUUUUGGGGUUUCACCCUGAAUGCUCUUCUGUCUAUUGUCUCGGCAGGUUCUCGUUAAGGGAUCUCUUUAAAUGGUGCAAAAGGAUUAGUGGUUUAGGUUUUUGCCUAGAUGAUAGCUUGUCAGAAGGGCAAUGUAAUUCUAUAUAUACAGAGGCUGUUGAUGUAUUCGCGGCCUUCCCUGCUUCAUUUGAACACCGGUUAUCAAUAAUGAAAGAGAUAGGAAAGUUGUGGAAAGUACGAGAUUCUGCAGCUGAGACCUUACUUCCAGUUGACAAACCAAUAUAUCAGGAUUGUGUCACAGGUUUAAGAAUAGGCCGGGUUUCCCUCCAGUAUACAAAAGAACCUUCACAGGAACACAGAAUACCUUUUGUUGAGAUCCGUAGUUCUUUGUAUGUAUUAGAGCGCAUAGCUUGCUCUGUCAAGCAUAAUGAACCUGUACUCUUGGUUGGUGAAACUGGUACUGGAAAGACUACACUUGUUCAAAAUUUGGCUUUAAGGCUUGGCCAGAAGCUUACUGUUUUGAACAUGAGUCAGCAAAGUGAUGUUGCUGACUUACUUGGAGGAUUCAAGCCUGUAGAUGCACAGUUCGUGUAUUCCCGUCUUUAUAAGGAAUUUGUGACUCUCUUCAAAAAGACGUUUCCUGGAAAGAAAAAUUUAAACAUUCUGGGACGUUUAUUGGAGUUUUUAAAACAUAAGAAUUGGGAAAUGCUGCUUGGAGGUUUUCAAAAGGCAGUGGAGAGAUCACGAGAACUUAUAAGUAUUGGACCAUCCGGAAAACGUAAAAGGCCAUUAACAGAAGAGAUAUUCCAAUCUUGGGAUAUAUUCUCAAUAAAACUUGACAGUGUCUGUCAAAUUAAUCCUUCUUCUGGGAUGAUGUUUUCCUUUGUAGAGGGAAGUUUCGUAACUGCUCUUAGAAAUGGUGAGUGGAUUUUGCUUGACGAGGUGAAUUUGGCUCCUCCAGAAACCUUGCAAAGAAUAAUUGGUGUUUUAGAAGGGGAAAAUGGGGCACUCUGUUUAGCUGAAAGAGGUGAUAUUGAUUAUAUACACCGUCAUGCAAAUUUUCGUAUAUUUGCUUGCAUGAAUCCGGCAACUGAUGCUGGGAAACGGGAUUUGCCCUUUUCAUUGAGAAGUAGAUUUACUGAAUAUUUUGUUGAUGAUGUUUUGGACGAUGAUGAUUUAUGUCAGUUUAUUAGUCAGUUCAUUAACAGUCAUAUGGAUCGACAGUUGGUGAAUAAAAUUGUGCGUUUCUAUAAAGAAUCAAAAAAGGAAUCUGAAGAGAGGCUGCAGGAUGGUGCUAAUCAGAAACCUCAAUAUAGUUUAAGGUCCCUUUAUCGUGCUCUUGAAUAUAUAAGGAAGGCAGAGAGGAAAUUUGGAUUUCAGAAGGCUUUAUAUGACGGCUUUAGUUUGUUUUUCCUCACAUUGUUGGAUGGACCUAGUGCUGAACUAAUGAGGCAAAAGAUAUUGUCUCUUUUAUUAGGGGGGAAUAUGCCUUCACAUGUACCUUUUGACAGAUAUUUAAGUACCUUCAAAUCCAAUGGAUAUUCUGGGAACUAUGUUAAAACUAAAAGUGUCCAGGAGCAUCUUGGUAAUUUGGCUCGUGCUGUUCUAAUAAAGAGAUACCCUGUUCUCUUACAAGGACCAACGUCUAGUGGGAAAACUAGCCUUGUUCAGUAUCUUGCUGCAGUAACUGGGCAUGAGUUUGUAAGAAUCAAUAAUCAUGAACACACCGAUUUGCAGGAGUAUCUAGGUUCUUAUAUAACCGAUGCUAGUGGAAAGCUUGUUUUCAAUGAAGGUAUUUUGGUUAAAGCUGUAAGAAACGGCUACUGGAUUGUACUGGAUGAGCUUAACUUGGCUCCAUCUGAUGUGCUGGAAUCAUUGAACCGAUUACUUGAUGAUAACAGAGAGCUUUUUGUUCCCGAACUUCAAGAAACAAUUAAAGCGCAUCCAGAUUUCAUGCUAUUUGGAACUCAAAAUCCGCCUACACAUUAUGGUGGGCGAAAACUAUUGUCUCGGGCAUUUCGCAACCGUUUCAUAGAGAUUCAAGUUGGUGAGAUUCCAGAUGACGAGCUGAGCAAAAUAUUGGGGGAUAGAUGUGAAAUUCCAUUUAGUUAUGCCACAAAAAUGGUUGAAGUAAUGAAGGAGCUUCGGAUGCACAGACAGAGUACCAGAGUUUUUGCUGGGAAACAUGGAUUUAUAACUCCUCGGGACUUGUUUCGUUGGGCUGAUCGUUACAAGAGAUUUGGUAAGUCUUAUGAAGAUUUGGCCAAAGACGGUUAUUAUCUUUUGGCAGAAAGGCUACGGGAUGAGGAUGAGAAAUCUGUUGUUCAGAAAGUUCUGGAAAAACAUCUUCGGGUUAAACUAAACAUGAAAAAUUUAUAUGAUCAGAUAUUGUCUGAAGGUAGCUCUUCUUCCAAUUUAAUUAGUGGCUUAGGAGGUUCGAAGAGUCUUGAAAGUGUAACCCUGACCAAAAGUAUGCAGAGGCUCUACUUCCUUGUGGAACGCUGCUUUGAAUUACGUGAGCCUGUGCUACUUGUUGGGGAAACGGGUGGAGGGAAGACCACUGUUUGUCAGUUACUAAGUGCUUGUUUGCAGUUGAAGUUACAUAUCUUGAAUUGUCAUCAGUGUACAGAAACAUCUGAUUUUAUAGGGGGGUUUCGUCCUAUACGAGACAGAUCUAGACUGAGUUUUAACUAUGAAGAGAUCAUUGAACAGUUGAAGAAACUAAAGGCUUUUACAUGUUAUCCUGAAGACCCUCUACCAUUUAUUUCUUCCGACAUAGAUCAAGCUUCUUCAACUAUUGAUCGGCUGAAUAGUAUGAUGAGGAACUAUGAAGAGGGUCAAGUUCGUAGUGCUGAUGUCAGCAAAGAAGACCUAUAUGCUUUUGAGAAAUUAAAAUUGAGCCUUGAUGUCUUGCAUCAAAAGUGGCAGAGUAUAUUUGAGUGGCAAGAUGGUCCCCUUGUAAAAGCAAUGAGAGACGGUGAUCUCUUUCUUGUGGAUGAAAUAUCCUUGGCUGAUGAUAGUGUACUUGAGAGACUGAAUAGUGUGUUGGAGCUAGAAAGGACACUAUCUUUGGCUGAGAAAGGAGGGCCUGAUCUGGAAAAAGUUACGGCAAAUUCAAAUUUCUUUGUUCUGGCAACAAUGAACCCUGGUGGUGAUUAUGGUAAGAAAGAGCUGUCUCCAGCACUACGCAACCGCUUCACAGAGAUAUGGGUUCCCCCUGUUAUUGAUCUAGACGAGCUUCAAGGAAUUGCUCUGAAAAGAAUUUCCAAGUUUGAAGUUGCAGGCAAUUUAGGUCCCACUUAUCAAGAAAGACUAUUACUCAUUGUUAAUGCUAUGAUUAGUUUCUGGGAGUGGUUCAACAAAUUACAUCCUGGGCGGUUGCUUACCGUCAGAGAUCUCAUUUCCUGGGUUGCUUUUUUCGAUGUAACGGAAGAAAGCUUAGGACCUGAACACGCACUUCUUCAUGGAGCAUUUCUUGUGUUGCUUGAUGGGUUAAGUCUAGGGACAGGAGUUUCAAAAAAGGAUGCUGGAGUGCUAAGGGAGAGUUGUUUAUCCUUUCUUCUACAAAAGCUGAGGGUUAAUUAAAGUAAUUUAUUAUAUUCAAAGCUUUCAAGAAUGGGAAACUAUGGUUGGGGUGAUUAUAGCACAAACAUGGAUGUGUCACAUAAUGAUGAGAAGCAACGUGAUUAUUUAUUUGGCAUUGAUCCGUUCUAUAUCAAGAAAGGAAGUUACAGUAGUUGUGAGGAGGGUGGGUUUGAAUUCAAAGCGCCAACCACCCGCAGAAACGCUUUGAGAGUUUUGCGGGCUAUGCAGCUUCCAAAGCCAGUUUUACUUGAAGGCAGUCCAGGUGUUGGGAAAACAAGUUUAAUCACUGCCUUGGGAAAAUAUUCUGGGCAUACAGUUGUGCGGAUAAACUUAUCUGAGCAAACUGAUAUGAUGGACCUGUUGGGGUCUGAUUUACCUGUGGAAAGUGAUGAAGGAAUGAAGUUUUCUUGGUCUGAUGGGAUACUAUUGCAGGCCUUGAAGGAAGGCUGUUGGGUGUUGCUGGAUGAGCUUAAUCUUGCCCCACAAUCUGUUUUAGAGGGGUUGAAUGCUAUUCUGGACCAUCGAGCUGAGGUGUUUAUACCGGAGUUGGGUAACACUUAUAAGUGUCCUCCAUCAUUUAGAAUUUUUGCGUGUCAGAAUCCAUCACAUCAAGGUGGUGGUCGGAAAGGCCUUCCAAGAUCAUUCCUAAAUCGAUUUACCAAGGUAUAUGUGGAUGAGCUAGUUGAGGAUGAUUAUCUAUCCAUUUGCGAAUCUAAAUUUCCAACUAUCCCCAGGCCGUUACUUUCAAUGUUAAUCUUAUUUAAUAAAAGAAUGCAUGAAGAAACCAUGCUGAAUCGAAAGUUUGCAAAGGAUGGUUUCCCUUGGGAAUUUAAUCUUCGCGACGUGUUUCGAUCUUGUGAGAUAAUUGAAGGUUCACCAAAGCCUUUAGAUGCACAUUCCUUCUUGAACAUUGUCUACAUUCAAAGAAUGCGUACAUCAGCUGACCGCAAGGAAGUCUUGGAACUCUUUAAGGAUGUAUUUAUGGUGACACCAUCUAUAAAUCCAUAUCCUCGUGUUCAGCUCGACUCACAUAAUUUAAUUGUGGGGAACGCUGCUAUUAAGAGGAAUCGCACCCAAUUAUAUACUGCUUCAAGCAGAGAGCUCCUCAUACUACCUCAAAUGUGUCAAAAUUUGGAAGCUGCUGCUCUUUGUGUAGAGCGUCAAUGGUUAUGUAUUUUGGUUGGUCCUUCAUGUUCAGGAAAAACUUCAUUGAUAAGAUCGCUUGCGCACUUAACAGGCAAUGUACUGAAUGAAGUAAAUCUUUCUUCUGCAACGGAUAUAUCUGAAUUACUAGGAUCUUUCGAACAAUAUGAUGCCUUGCGUAACUUUCGCACAGCUGUUGCUCAAAUUAAGAGCUAUGUUAAUGAGUACCGUUGUUUGCAACUAGAGGCUUUAAAGGGAGCAACUUUUAACGAAACAGAUUUACAUACAAGAUGGAAUGUUUUUCUGUCAGAAUAUGACAUCUUGGCAACUUCUGCAGCAGAAAAAUCACUGAAAAACUGGAGCAAUAUUGUUUGCUCCCUUAGUUUGUUAGCUGAGAUCAUUGAAAAACUGAAGUUGUAUGUCGAGAAUAAUUCUCCUCCCUUAUCUUAUACAAUACGGGAUCUUGAUUUGGUCAAGCAUACCAUUCUGAAACUCAAAGCAGAUGACCAGAAAAGGUUUGUUUCCACAAAAUUUGAAUGGGUAACAGGAUUAUUGAUCAAGGCUAUAGAGCGAGGGGAAUGGAUCGUAUUGGAAAAUGCAAAUCUAUGUAAUCCCACGGUUCUUGAUAGGAUUAACUCUUUGGUAGAGCCAAGUGGAUCAAUCACGGUCAAUGAGCGUGGAAUUGUUGAUGGAAACCCUUUGGUUAUCCAUCCACACCGAAAUUUCCGCAUGUUUCUCACAGUUAAUCCUUGCUACGGUGAGGUUUCUCGAGCAAUGCGUAAUAGAGGAGUUGAAAUAUUUAUGAUGGAGCCAUACUGGGCUUUGGAUGAUAUAAGUGAAAACCAUGAGAAUAUUGAAUUUAAAGAUGUGAAGAGAUUUCUCUCUUUAUCUGGCAUCCCAGUUCCUCAAUUGAUUGAUGCAAUGGCCAGAGCCCACAUUUAUGCGAAAAGUGAAGGUUCAAAGCUUAAUGUUCAGAUUACAUAUCUUGAACUUUCACAUUGGGUCCAUCUUUUUUGGCAGCUUCUUAUGAACGGGUGUCGUCCUAUCUGGAGUCUAAGAUUAAGUUGGGAGCAUAUAUACCUCUCAUCAUUUGAUGUGGAAGGGGAACAAAUUGUCAUUACUGCAAAAUCAAAAUAUUUAUCGGUGACCGGUUUGUCUGGAUAUGAUCCUUUGGCAGACUGUCCCUUGGGCUUGCCAGGAGGAUGGCCGGUGACAUUGAAGUUAAGGGAUUUUAUAUAUUACUCAAAAGAAGCUUCAAUCAAACAGAAUUGCAUGUAUCUGGAGUUCCUGGGAACUCAAUUUGCAUCACAUCAAUAUCAAAUUGCUCAGAGAAGUUACUCAAGUGAUGAUUUGCAAAGUACUGGUAAUCAUGUGAAGCCAUAUUUGAUGGAUAUGAGGGUUUUACAUGAUAUUAUGUUUCCUAAGUCUUCAAUUGGGAUAAUGCCACACUGUGAAAGGGAGUUUGAAUUUGACUCAGAAUUGGGAAAUAAAAUGCUUUUAUUUGCAGCCAAUUGGACAAUUGAACAAGCGACAGCAAGUUGUUUUAAGUUAUAUCUUCACAGGUUUGACUGGUUUAGUUCUCAGGUGAAGCCUUUCUGCCAGUUCUUUGAUAACUUCCACAAUCUGAUAGGACAGAUGAUCAAGCAUCCUAUUGUGGAAUAUAUUUCAUGCCAUAGCAAACUUCAUGUUGAUAUGGAGUUGAUGCCAUUGUUAUCACUUGAUUUGGCAGCAUCAAAUAACGCAACUAAAUAUCUCUGUAAUGCCAUUCAUUGUGUUGAUCUGCUAAGGCUAACUUACCAGCAGUGGAUUACUGAGGGGCAGUAUAGUAUUAAAGAUGCUCAUUUUAAUCCAGUUUUGAAAUCUCUUCAUGAAUUGGAAGACGAAUUCCUUAAGAAACUUGUCACUUCAACUCCUAAGCUAAUUGAAGAUAAAUCAUUUGAUGAUAUAAUUCAGUUAUACUCUGACCUUAUUGAGGAUCAUGUAUUGUUCUGGCGUUACUUCAAAUCCUCGAAGUCUGACCAGAUGAUAAUUUCAUGGCAUUCUUUGCUGAAAGAUGCUGCAAAGUUGAUGACUAUCUGUCCUGAAGCUGUGAACCAUUUUUUGAUUGAGAGCGAAAAUUUGAAAAGUUUUACAUUUUCGGAAAAAUCCUUGCUGUGGAUUCAUGGUGGUCACCCAUUUUUGCCCUGCUCAUCUGAUUUACAUGAUAAAGAUCAGCAGCUUCGAAAACUUGUUGCAACACUAUGGCCAAGAAAGAGUGCAAACAGUCGAGGAAUGUUGAGCAGCAAUUUUGUCGAUGAUGUUCUAGCGAUCGAUCACGAUCUUCGCUUCAUUGCAAUGCAAGAUGUCUCGAACUCCUCAUUUAUGAUAGCUAAAUGGAGUCAUGAGGAUGAUGGUGCUGAUAUUAUUGAAAAGUUAGAGGAGAAAAAUCUGGUGCUGUUAGGAAAGAUAGAACUUGUAAAGAACAAGUUGCAAAUGAAUACAGGUUCCAAAGAUCUUUCAGCUUAUGCUGAAAAUGGAGCUUCUUGUUGUUCGUCUACACCUGAAAUGCUGUGCCAAAAGUCUGUAUUUGAGGGCUGGCGGGAUACGUUGCCUCCGGUUGAUGUUACCAGUUUAUUCUGGGACAUGGAGUUACUAAAGGAGCUCACAUCUGUCCCUUUGGAUGAACCUGAAAGAUUAUACCAAGUUGUGGGACGUCUUUCCUACCUUUUGGACUCUGCUUUAAAAUUUUCGUCGAGUUUCUCAUCAAGACCCCCACAAAUGUUUUCACCACAUCAAAAGAUCUUGUGGACCUUGAACGCGUGGACUUCGAUUGAUGCAGUGAAUAUGAAAAUUGCAAGCUUUAUUCAGGAGAUGUGGUUUAACUGGCAUGAAUCUAUGUGGGCGUGCUUCCCUGAAUUUGUUACGAAUUUCUCCAAGAUUGAAGGUUUUGAUAACCUCAGUUUUCUACAACCCCACAUGCUCAUUCAACCUGUCUGUGCUUCAACUGUGUUACAGAUCACGGAAAGCACCCAUGCUAUCAAGGAGUUUUGGGUGCAAUGUCUCAAGUGUAGAGUUUCUUUGUCCAAUUUGUGGAAUUGCUCUCACCAUGGGGCAUAUCUGCCUGAAUUUCUCUUGUCUUCUGCUCGUGCCCUUUUUCAACAGAUAGUUUAUGCACACAGAAAAUCCUUUGACGCAGAUCAAUAUGCUGCAAUUAAAUACAACUUUUCUUCCUUUGAGAGAAACAUAGCUACGGAAGAAAGCAUCCAUUUGGUGAGCACCCUUGUUGCUUCAUCACAACACCACAGGUUAAAAGGUUCAGUGUAUAAGUUCAUUGUUCCACUUCUUAGGGAGCUGUAUCUUCAGUCCACUACUGCUGAUUUCAGUUUCAAUUAUACUAUUGGUUGUGCAUGGGUGCACAUUGGAGCAUUACGCAUUCAUCUCUUGCUUAGCUAUAAUGAAGUUGAUCCUGCCCUGAAGUACUAUUGCAAGUACUCUCAGCUUGAAGAAACAAUAUCAUCACUUGAACUUGAAAUUCAGGUGCGAAAAGAUUGUGGGUAUUUAGCAGGACAGCUUUCUACAAGAGAAGCAGAUAAAAGAAAGGCCGAUAGGCUAGAAAAGCUUCAAGCAGAGCGUGGAAAGUUGCAAAGAAAGGUUGUGUUCCGCUCUGAAUCCGGGAAAUACAAGAAGUUAAUGAACGAAUGUAAUGAGUUUCUCAAACACGUCGCUGCUUUGGAUGUUUUGGUGGGUAAUGUUGAGGCAGAGGAUCUACAACAGGUUAUUGACCGCGCUCACAGCUGGCAGGAAACAGCAAUGUGUUUCAUUAAUCGUUUGAUGGAUGAGUACAUGGCAUAUAAUGACAUUAUUCAACCAAUUCAAGUUGCUGUGUAUGAGAUGAAAUUUGGAUUAUCACUGGUUAUGUCAAGCACCUUGGAAAAAGAAUAUUUGAGAAAAGUUGGGCAUGAAAACAUCAACCUGGUUAUGGAAAUGAUAUAUGUACUCAUGCGCUUCCCACGGGCUGCUUCAGACAAGUUCAUUUCCGUUGAGUAUGUUGGGUUAGAAUUGCAUCCGUCAUACAGGGUAGAUUUUGGGACAGACUUUUAUUUGAAUAUGGAUUUGAUGGAAAGGCUAUUAUCUGAUAAGAAGGUAUCUGGGAUGCAAUAUAGUUCUGCCAUUUAUUGGAACGUUCUUGUUCAAAUUGCAUAUUCUAUAGCAAAUGCAAAAAUAAUCGACUGUGAAUCUUAUAUGCUUUUGCACAAGAUAUUUGACGAGUUUGCCAGCCUUUGGAUGAGGAUGAAAGGUUAUGCAAAGUCAAAGAGCGAUUAUGAUGCUCAACAGUUCAAGUUUAAACCUCGCGCAUUCCAAAUUGAGAGUGUUAUUCAGGUUGAAAUGCCAGUUCUUGCAAAUCCAAGUGAAGCAUUUUCCGAAUGGAAAGAAUUUUAUGAUGGAGAAAAAUCCGAUGAGAAAAUGGAAUCCUCAGAGGAAUAUGAAAUAUUGGAUGAAGAAUGGAAGCAUAUGGAAGAGUCUAUGCUCGGCAAUGUGGUUCUCAUUCACAAUCAGAUAUUUGGAUCUGGUGAUCUAGUCCAAGCACCUGGAAUCUUUAAAAUUUCUGAUGAAGAUCGGUUGCAUUCCUUCAGCGAAUCAUAUAAAUUGGGUAUCAAUCUGAUCAAAGGUGUCCACUCUUCAAGUUUGGCCAAUUUAGAUGCUAAAUUGAUUCCAGAGCACUUAUUUUAUCUAUGCAUUGACUAUAGUAGGAAGUUUGCUUCGUCUUACAAAUCCGCUAAUAGCUACAAUUUUUACAAGGAUUCAAAUGCUCAUGAGAUUGAACAAAUGCUGAAAGUACUUGCACCACUAAGACAGCAGAUUCUUUCCCUUCUAAAUGAGUGGGAAGAACAGAAUGAUCUUCAGAAACUCUUGGAUGUCAUUGACAUGCUCCUGAGUCUUCCAUCUGAUAUCCCUUUAGCGAAGGCUUUUUCAGGGCUGCAGUUUUUACUGCACAAGGCUCAAGUUAUGCAAGAAAACCAUUCAAAGUUCUCCUUCUCAAGUCAGUUGAAGUCUAUUUUUGAUCUGAUGUCAUUAUGGCAAAAGAUGGAACUGGGUUCUUGGCCUGCGUUACUUGACGAGGUGACAGAUCAGUAUGAGAACAAUGCUAAAAAAUUUUGGUUUCCUCUCUACAAUCUUCUUCUAUCCACUACUUCUGAUCAAUCUAUUGUCCAGAGCCUGGAGGACUUUAUUCUGACGUCUAGCAUUGGGGAAUUCAAGAAACGUCUUCAACUUCUUUAUGCUUUCCUUGGUCAAAACCAUAUCAGUGCAUGUCUGAAAAUUAAUUUCAGUCCUUGCUGGAUGGAACAGUCAACAUUCUUGUACAAUAUGUUUGGAUAUUACGUGCAGUUCUUACCAACUGUAUCGAAGUUAAUUGACGCCAGUAGGAAAGAAAUUUUGAUUGAACUGAAGGAAUUGGUGAAACUAUGUCGGUGGCAGCAUGAUAAGAGUUAUUCAUCAAUUGAAAACUUGAAAAAGAGUCGACAGAAGCUGAAAAAGCUUAUACAGAAGUAUACCGACAUUCUGCAACAACCUAUAUCGAUUUUCCUAAAGCAAGAAGCCCCCCAAAGAGGAGAACAAGCUCAAUCUUUUCAUAGUCAUAAGCUCAUUCAUGAUGUUCUUCAGAAGGGUUCAAUCAGUAUAGCUUCUGAUUUGCCAUUUUUCAGUGAUGAAAAUAGGUCUAUGUGGUUUGAAAACUGCAGCAUGGCAUUGGACAAUGCUUUUCAAAAUUUGCAGCUUAAGAAAGCUGAAGAAGUUGGAAGCAUAUUACAACCUUGUUGUGAUUCCCAGCGUACUCUUAACCUGAAAGGAUGGAAAGAUGCAUGGUGUAUGAUUGAAAAUAUUUAUGUUCAAGCUGUUGACUCUGGUAAUGUUUGGAAGGAAUAUAAAAAUAGUCAAAGGAAGAGAACAGCUUUGUCCAUGCUUCUUAACCUUUUAGAAAGGAGUGGGUUAAUUCGACACAUGUCUACGAAUAAGGAUAAGCAUAAACCUUGGUGGUUCCUGCAGCUUUCCGGGAACAUAGAGUGUUUACUUCUAGAAAAUAGUAGAUUUUCUUUUCCAUCCUUGGAAAUUGCUGCUAAAGGAAAAGAUAACAAUGUCCCCGAGGAAAGCUUGCUUACGGAGUGGAAAACAGCUAUUGAACAUUACUUCAAGAGUGUUAUGCCUGUGCUUCUUCUACAGAAGAUAUGCCUGGAUCCUCAUAAAGAUAUAACUCUUGAACAGGUUGAGAAGUCCAACUCUUUCCUCAGUCAGCUUGUCCAGAUACAACAGACGCAACUUGCUGCGGCCAGUGCAUUUGGCGAGAAAUUGAAAUGCUUUAGAGAUUGUGUAUCUACUAUGGGAAAGUUGUCUUCCUUUUCCUCUCCUACUGAUAACAGUACUGGUUAUCUGUGCUCUAUUGUUCCGAAUCAACUUGCUACCUAUAAAUGCAUGUGGCAACAGAAGCAAUUAUUUGAUAGUCUGUGCGGUAUGUCAAAUGGAGAGCUGCUUUUACUAAGGACAUUAGAAAAUAGCCAUUUAAACACUUGUCAAAGAACACGAUCUUCUGUGAGUCAGAUGACUGCUUCCAUUGAAGAAUUCUUACCAGUGUUCUGUAAAUCAAAGGAAUCAUUGGAUUGUUAUCUAAUUGGGGGGUCGAAAGCUGUCACUGCAGCAGCUUCUUCACGUCCUUAUGUUGUUACUCAAGAAAUGGAGCAGCUGGUAUCUGAAAAUUUCAAGGCCAUAAAGGAUUUUAAGGAUCAUUUUCUUGUACUACAAGAGCAGGAUAUAGAUAGAAGCUCAGUUAAAAAUGUUUUGAUUCAUCAUUUUCAAGAAAUAAUUGACAAGGCUAAAUCAAUUGAGGAAGAAUUUACCACUGCAAUAAAGGCAAAUUCUAAUCCUGUAGUUUCAUCUGAGAAGGACCGUUUUUACGAAAGACAGUGUUCAGAGCCUAAUGCUAGGUUUGAUGAAGCCCUCACGUCAACAUAUCAACACAUUGCAUCUGUGUUGCAGAAUUUAUGUUCGCAAAGCAGUGUCGAUAUGGAUGAAGAAAAGCCCUUGAUGAACCUUAAUUUAUGGUUUGACAAUUAUUUUGAAAAACUCAGCUUGGACGUGCUAUGUGAUAAUCUUUUCAAAACAAUAACUUUUGGGGAGAAACUGGUGAAUUGUUGUGACAAAAAAAUUAGCAAUUAUUCUUGCAAAGUAGGAGCCUGUUUCAGAAAUCUACACAUGCUUGUGGAUCUGUUACUGAAAUUCAGUGAUGAGCUCUUGAAAAGUUUUUUUGCUAUGCACAGAUCUGUAUCAGUGACAACACAUGUGAUUGCAAAUAUUUUAGUUUCUUUAUUUUCAAAAGGUUUUGGACCAUCUACAGAAAACAAGGAGGAGGAUGGAACCCUUGAUACAUCUAAAGAUGCAAGAGGGACUGGCAUGGGUGAAGGUGAUGGAUUAAAUGAUGUCAGUGAUCAAAUUACUGAUGAAGAUCAGCUGCUGGGAACACGCGAGCAGCAAAAGGAAAAACAAGAGGACUCCAAGGAAGUGCCAAGCGGCAAUAAUACAGGCAUUGAGAUGGAGCAGGAUUUUCAGGCUGAUGCAGUGAGCCUUAGUGGGGAAUCUAGAGAAAAUGAAGAUUCUGAUGGUGAGAAUGAGGAGCUUGAUUCUGAAAUGGGUCCCACAGGACCAGAUAGUGAAGCAGUUGAAGAGAAAAUUUGGGAUCAGAAUGAAGAUGAGACUCCCAAUGAUACGAGAGAAAAGUAUGAAUCUGGACCUUCUGUUAAGGAUAGAGACGGAAACAACAAAGAGUUAAGAGCCAAGGAUGACUCUACCGUCAAUGAGCCUGGGGAUGAUAGUUGUGAUGAAGGUGAUGCUCAGAAUGAUGAAGCUGCAACCCAGGAUGAGUUUGAUGAAGAAGAAAACACAGACGAGCUAAAUAUGGACAAAGAAGCAGCAUAUUCUGAUGCUACGGGGUUGAAGCCGGAUGAACCGGAUCACUCUUCUGACAUGGAUAUAGAUUUGAAUGUAAAGGAAGAUGUGGAUCCUAUUGAAGAGGGAGAUCCAGAAGGGCAAGAUGAUUCAGCUGAGAAUGGGAAUCAGGGGAACCAGGAUGAUGAGACAUGCCCACCUGAUGAAAUUAUGGAAGAAGCACAUACUGAAGUUGAUGUAUCCUCUGAGCAAGAUGAUCUUGGUCAGGAACAUCAAGAGAAUGGUGACAUGAAUUCCAUGGAACCAAAGAAAGAUACGUCUGAAUCUUCUGAUGUGGUUAGUCAACAAGUUCCCACUGUUGAUUUAGCAUCACAGUCCAAAAGUGAUUUGCAGACAUCCGGUUCUGAAUAUAUAGCAGCAGACUCAAAUAUGUCAAGUAGCCAUCAUGACCUCGACAACCCUGCUCUUUCGGGAGGCUUUCCUUCUAGUGAUAUGUCUGAUAUGGAUCUUAAGAUGUCAGACUCAUCAAAUACUGGCGGAUUUAGUAAAACUCAACCCAAAACACACUAUCCACAACACGAGCAUUCAUUUUCUCAAGAAAAACAAACUAACCCUUCCAGAAGUACAGGUAAUGCGCUUGAUUUUCGGAAAGAAAGAAUAAAUGUAACUGGUGAUCUCCCUGAGGAUAACAUAGAGAACCACGGUGAAAUGGAUGAUGAUAAUGCAGAUGAGUAUGGAUUUGUUUCUGAAUUUGAAAAGGGGACAACUCAGGCUUUGGGACCUGCAACAUUGGAACAGAUUGAUAGAAACAUUGAUGGUGAUAAGCUUGAUACAGAAUGUCGUGCUGGAGAAGAUGCAAAUUUGCAGUUUGAGAAGGAAAAAUCAGAAAUAGAUUCUGUAAGUAAUUCGUCGUUACUUCCCAGAAAUGAAAAAAGGGAUCAAGUUAAUAUGCCAGCAGUAGAAAAUUCCCAAGAUGAUGGAUCAUUGAAGCCUAUGGGUAAUGAGGAUAUUGUUCCUGAAAGUCGUUUGGAAGAUGCAGUUUCUUUCAGGAGAUCAUAUUUGAGUGAGAACACGAAUAAAUUAAGUCAACUCUCAGUGCAUGACGAGGAAUUAGGAAAAUGCCAUGAACCUUGUGAUGUUCCUGAUCAUGUGAAAAAUAAUGCUACUGCUCUCUGGAGAAGAUAUGAACUUAGCACUACAAAAUUGUCACAGGAAUUGGCUGAGCAAUUGCGUCUUGUAUUGGAGCCCACGGUGGCCAGCAAGCUCCAAGGGAAUUAUAGAACUGGCAAACGGAUAAAUAUGAAAAUGGUAAUACAAUACAUAGCAAGUUUUUAUCGUAAGGAUAAGAUAUGGCUUAGGCGGACCAGACCCAACAAACGUGAUUACCAAAUUGUGAUUGCUAUUGAUGAUUCCCGUAGCAUGUCGGAGAGUUGUUGUGGUGAUGUUGCAGUUGAAGCUUUGGUUACAGUAUGUCGUGCUGUUUCUCAACUUGAAAUAGGAAGCUUGGCAGUUGCAAGCUUCGGAACAAAAGGAAACAUAAAUUUGUUGCAUGAUUUUGACAGGCCAUUCACUGGAGAGGCUGGGGUGAAGGUUAGCAAUAUUAACACAAAUCUGGUUUUUUUUUUUUUUUACAUUGUAUGUGUGCAUUUGUUAGAAAUGUUGAAAACUGAUUGAUUGUUUUUUAUUGUGGAGCAGAUGAUCUCCAAUUUGACUUUCAAGCAAGAGAACACUAUUGCUGAUGAGCCAGUUGUUGAUCUGUUGAAGUUUUUGACCAACAAGCUAGAUACUGCAGUUGUAAGAGCACGACUUCCAUCUGGACGUAAUCCCCUACAGCAGCUUGUUUUGAUAAUUGCAGAUGGUCGUUUUCAUGAAAAGGAUAACCUGAAGCGGUGUGUUAGAGAUGCAUUAGCUAGUAACCGGAUGGUCGCCUUCUUGCUUCUUGAUAAUUCUCCGGAGUCAAUAAUGGAUCUCAUGGAAGCAUCCUUUGAGGGAGGAAAGAUGAAAUUUUCGAAGUACAUGGAUUCAUUUCCCUUCCCCUAUUAUAUUGUUCUGAGGAACAUUGAAGCACUGCCUAGAACUCUUGCAAACCUACUGAGACAGUGGUUGGAGCUUAUGCAGCAUUCAUCAUACUGACUGGUUGAAGACGCAUUCAAGACAUGAAAAUUCCAUUUUUUAGUUCAACAAUGCAGACACGACGUGCUUCAUAUUGAAGAAGGAAUAGAAAAAGUCAUUAGAUUGCUUAGAUCUGAAUUGUGUAUAAAAAGUACGUGAAAUUGUAUAGUAAGCAACUAUACUGUUAUGCAAUCCAAUGUACAAAUUAUACUUCAUUGAUGAAUAAUAUCAUGUUUUCUGCAUUCGGUGAAAUCAUACUAGCAAGUGGUUAUUAACAAAUUUUGGUACUGACAUGAUAAAUGAAAAUGAAAACAAAAAGUUUGGCUGUUC